Molecule: messenger RNA, 636 nt
Organism: Pseudomyrmex gracilis
Lineage: Eukaryota; Metazoa; Arthropoda; Insecta; Hymenoptera; Formicidae
Gene: Or42a
Product: odorant receptor 42a
Exons: 5
Coding region: 1-636 (211 amino acids)
Biological process (GO): sensory perception of smell; detection of chemical stimulus involved in sensory perception of smell
Cellular component (GO): plasma membrane
Molecular function (GO): odorant binding; olfactory receptor activity
Source: RefSeq, a predicted model, not a curated record
AUGAUCUUCCCGCAAAUUCUCGAUGUGUUUGUGCCGUUAAACGAGUCACGUAAGAACGAGCAUCCGUUUCACGCCGAAUUCUUCAUAGACAACGAAAAAUAUUUUUAUCUUAUUCGACUUCAAAUGUACCUUAUAAUACUGUUGGUACUGGGAGCGGUCCUCGCUCACGCAACCAUGUUCGUCGUCUAUGCGCAGCACGCUAGCGGAAUGUUCAUCGUACUCGGGUUUGUGGAUAUUAUUCAGUCGUGCUACGAAUUGAAUAUCUUCGUUGAGUUUUUAAGUCUGAUAGCCCUGAUAGGCAUAACGAUGGUUCAAACAGUUAAGUUCUCCGGAUUGUCGGACGAACGGUCGCUUAGAUCCAUAGCUUUCGUCGGUGGACAGUCAAUUUAUCUGUUCAUAUGUAGCUACGCGGGUCAACAGAUUAUCGACACGAGCACACAGUUGUUCAUGAAAACAUAUUCCGGUAAGUGGCACAAUAUGUCUCUGUGGAAGCAAAAGAUGAUGUUGUUCGUUAUGAUGAGAUGCAUGCAAACGAUCUCCAUUAGGCCGUACAAUCACUACGUUGUGAGUCUAGAAAGUUUUUCGACGAUAUUACAAUCAGCUAUAUCGGUCUGUAUGUUGCUGAGACGUUUGUGA